Ostrinia furnacalis (Asian corn borer) is the source of this 1338-nucleotide messenger RNA. RefSeq names its product zinc finger protein 771. Gene Ontology annotation, molecular function: zinc ion binding. Gene Ontology annotation, cellular component: nucleus. The coding region runs from base 56 to 1312 and encodes 418 amino acids. The record is from RefSeq and is a predicted model, not a curated record. The transcript has 6 exons. Lineage: Eukaryota; Metazoa; Arthropoda; Insecta; Lepidoptera; Crambidae.
UUGAUUUUCUUUGUACUACCUCAGAAUUUAGGUGAUAUCAAAAUCGAAAAUAAAAAUGGACUUUUCACUAAUUUGUCGGAGCUGUAUAAAAGAGUUAUCACCCUGGGAAAAGGACAACGUGAGCAUAAAAACAAUAGAAAUGUUUGUUUUCUGCACAAACAUUAAGAUUUCAGAAAGUGACCAACUGCCGAGGCAAUUCUGCAACGACUGUACCCUGAAAAUAGAAUCGUCAUACUUCUACAUAACAGAAGCUCAGAAAGUGGAUGUGACGCUUAGAAACAUGGUUUCAAGAUCCUGCACUAGUGUUAUCGUUGAACCGGACAACUAUUAUAGAAAUAUUUCACAAGAUGAUAUUAAUUCUGAUAUGUCUUAUACUCUGACUGUACCGGAAUAUAAUUUAAGCAAUGCGAUUAUAAACACCAAUGAGAAUAUAAUACUCGUUAAUUUGGAAAAUGAAAUAAAUGAGAUUCACGAUGAGAAAAUUACUGAAGAAGUCAACGCUGCUGCACCAUCAAUUGUGGAAAAUAAGAAAGGACAAAACAAUCUUCAAGCUGAAAAGGUAGAUAUUAAUGAGACAAAGAAGAAAGUUUGUCCAAUUUGUAGAAAAGCAUUCACGUCACAAACUUGGUUUGGCAAACAUAUGCAAAAGGAGCACACUGGUCUUAAGUAUAGCUGCACCCAGUGUCCCAAAACAUUCACGAAGCAAUCCCAGCUGUCUUACCAUCAAACGACACACUCCGAAGAGCGCAACUUUGCUUGCGGCGCUUGUGGUAAGCGCUUCAAGCGGCGCAAGCACCUCGCCAUCCACAUGCGGUCGCACGACGACGCCAAGCCGUACGUUUGCGACAAAUGCACCAUGAGGUUCAAAAAGCGCAGCAUAUUGAAGUGCCACAUGAAAGUACACAAAGGUGACAAGCAAUAUUUGUGUUCUUAUUGCGGAUGGAGCUUCGCUCAAGCUGGCAACCUCGCAGUGCAUAUGCGCCGGCACACUGGUGAGAAGCCAUUCGCGUGCGGCGCCUGCGGGUUCCGCGCCGCCGCCGCGUCCAGCUUGCGGCGCCACGAGCGGCGCCACCGGGGAGCCAGCUCGCACGUCUGCCCCACCUGUCGCAAGGGCUUCUACGAUGCUAGUGCGUUGGCGCGUCAUUCGCGCACGCACUCGGGCGCGCGUCCGUUCGCGUGCGGGCGGUGCGCGCGAUCCUUCGCCGACAGCUGGAAGCGCAAGCUGCACCUCAUGCGCGCGCACCACGCGCAACUGCACGAGCUCAGACACCUGACGCGCGACGGACGCGUCGUGCCCGGACACACGGGCUGAGCGGUGUACAGAAGAUAAGUUAGUUG